AUGGCGUCCGCAGAUGUUGAGUACCGGUGCUUCGUUGGAGGUCUAGCCUGGGCCACCGAUGACAGAGCUCUCGAGACUGCCUUCUCUCAAUACGGCGACGUUGUUGAUUCCAAGAUCAUUAACGAUCGUGAGACUGGAAGAUCAAGGGGUUUCGGAUUCGUCACUUUCAAGGAUGAGAAAUCCAUGAAAGAUGCGAUUGAGGGGAUGAACGGUCAGGAGCUCGAUGGUCGUAGCAUCACCGUUAACGAGGCUCAGUCUCGUGGAAGCGGUGGCGGAGGCGGCCGUGGUGGAGGUGGCGGUGGAUACCGCAGCGGAGGUGGCGGAGGAUACGGAGGAGGUGGCGGAAGCUACGGAGGUGGUGGUGGCGGAAGCUACGGAGGUGGAAGACGCGAAGGCGGUGGUGGCGGUGGAUACUCAUCAAGAGGAGGUGGUGGUGGUGGCGGAAGCUACGGUGGUGGAAGACGCGAGGGUGGAGGUGGAUACGGUGGGGGUGAAGGUGGUGGUUACGGAGGAAGCGGUGGUGGUGGUUGGUAA
Molecule: messenger RNA, 534 nt
Organism: Arabis nemorensis
Lineage: Eukaryota; Viridiplantae; Streptophyta; Magnoliopsida; Brassicales; Brassicaceae
Source: the annotation of a GenBank genome assembly